UCUGUGGGAUUAUUUAAAAUGCCCUGAAGGGGUAGGGUUUCUGAUGUUUUCGCAAGAUGGGCAGGUAGCUUCAGAGGGAAGCUGGUUCCAGCAUUGGGGUGCCAGGACAGAAAAGAGCUUGGACAGCCUGAGCGGGAGCUGCCCUCCUGUAGUGGUGGGAGAAUGGAGUGCUCGGGUGUUGGGUUUGAGCCUGAAGGUGUUUUGGCCUGUUUUGGUCAACGACAUUUGAACACCACAAUGCCAGAUAGACUGGAUGUACUGACUGGCUCCUGUGUGCAAAUCCCAUGUUCAUUUGAUAUUCCUGACCAACAUAAGGAUAAAUUUAACAGCGCAAUACUACCCUCUGGUGUGUGGAUUAAAGAAAACUCAAAAUUUCGUGAAAAACCGGACAAUGUGAUAUUUAACAGUAGUAAGAUGGUCAACAGAUAUCAAGGGGAGAUAACUGGAAACAUUUCCCAGAUGAACUGCACCACAGUCUUCUUCAAUGUAACCACCAAUUACACUGAUAAAUACUACUUCAGGAUUGAGAGUCAACCAUACCGUGCAACAGAUCCUGAUAAGUCUGUUAAUAUAGUUGUCAGUGAUUUGCCUUCCAGUCCCAUCAUUACUGUCUCAGGUGAGGUGAAGGAAGGGACCCCUGUCAGUUUGAACUGCUCUGCUGUCGCUCCCUGUCCCGAACACCCCCCUGAGCUGACAUGGACUCUCCCAACACAGUUCACAACUGAGAACCAACUGCAGGAGAAUCCAGACCAAACCAUAUCAGUUCUCUCCACGGUGACCUUCACUCCGUCAUAUCUUCAUCAUGAGAAGAACAUCACUUGUACUGCAGUCUACCCAGUAGGGACAAGCAACAAGAAAGCUGAACAUAACAUGAUGCUUAACGUUUCAUUCUCUCCUAAGGACACCUCGGCCUCCAUCAGUCCAGCUGAUUCAGUAUCAGUGGGCAGCUGUGUUAAUCUGACCUGCAGCAGUACAGCCAACCCUCCUGUGACAAACUUCACCUG
Messenger RNA from Oncorhynchus tshawytscha (Chinook salmon), 1004 nucleotides. Its product is annotated as myelin-associated glycoprotein-like. The record is from RefSeq and is a predicted model, not a curated record. NCBI's taxonomy places the organism in Eukaryota, Metazoa, Chordata, Actinopteri, Salmoniformes, Salmonidae.